AUGAAGCUACGGAUUUCCUGCAUUGCGUGGGCGCAUGGUACCUAUCAUAUAAUCACCCUGUUCUCGCUCGGCCAAAGCCAAGGCCAUUGGAUUACUCGAACUAUCAGUGAGCAAACGGGGUUCGACUCAUUCUGGCAGCCUCGGAACGCGGGUAAUCGUGCUGACUGUCUUGGCGGCAGCCUGCUGACGAAUUCUCGCCAAAUCACGCAUGUGCGACCUGAGGCAACCGAGUGCCAUACCCACCUCAAAACAUUGCAGUGGGACUUAGAAAUUGACCUCUCCAAGCAGUGA
Molecule: messenger RNA, 291 nt
Organism: Ascochyta rabiei
Lineage: Eukaryota; Fungi; Ascomycota; Dothideomycetes; Pleosporales; Didymellaceae
Exons: 1
Coding region: 1-291 (96 amino acids)
Source: RefSeq, a predicted model, not a curated record